AUGCUCCUAUUGUGGAGGGACAGCAACGGCGGCAAGAUUGGAGAGGAUACCUCAACAACCAAGGCCUCAGGCCCAUCAUCGCCUUCUAUUGCAGCCAAUAUCUCAACACCAAAGUUUAAUGACCCGGCCGAACCGGCCAAAAGGAACAGCCCAUCUAAGGCGGAGAUCGCCGCUAUCAAGCGACGAUGUGCAGCCAGUCUCCUGGCCGUGAUCCCGCGCACCGUCGUACGAACUUUCCUUGGUGUUCCCUCGUCGGCGCCUCCGCUGCCCUACAAUAGUGAUGGUACCUGCAGCUCCAACAGUUCACCCUCUCUCGUCACAUCCCCACCUCCUUCCCCCGGGGCGCUCCAGGAAUCCUUCCUGGAGGGGAAGGCAAAUCUGGCGCCAUCGCAUUCGCCUUUGCCUUCGGGUCCCUGUCCAGUUGCGUGUGCUCACCUUGCCGCUGAGCGGCUGCGCACAGACGAUGAUCUAUCUGCAGGGGUUGAUCGCGAGGAACUACAUCUCCUGGAGACAAUCGAGCAUGAUUUUCUAGACCUUUUUGCAGAUGAGCACUGCAAUAAACAUCUAGUCUGGAGUAUUAUCGAGACAGUACUGGCCAAUGUACUCCCCGAAAUGGCGGAGUGCAGUGUUGAGGAUUUACUGGAGAAUCGUGGGGUGGCGUCAGUGUCGCCUGCAUUUGUGUAG
Messenger RNA from Penicillium digitatum Pd1, 684 nucleotides. The record is from RefSeq and is a predicted model, not a curated record. Lineage: Eukaryota; Fungi; Ascomycota; Eurotiomycetes; Eurotiales; Aspergillaceae.